UUGACACUGGACUCUCCACGGUUCGGCACGUUGAGCGAGGUGCCUGAAGAGGGCCCGCUCACCCCCGGCGCGAGAUCGCCCUACUUUCACCAUUCCGUAACGGGCUCGGCUACGACUUUCAAGGCGGCAACUAGCACGACCAGCCUCGCGAGCGCCGCCUCGUCGUCCAGGACUCCAUCGGGCGCACGCACCCCAGUGAGCCUUGUACGGUCAGCUACGGCAAGAUCGACGAGCGGGGACACUCUGAGUUUGAGCGGGGUGGUUACGCCCAAGCGACGAUCCCGCUCCCCGGCGUCCGUGGCGGCGAAGGAGAAGGGCCGCGAGAAGGAAAAGGAUGGCUCCCCUCGAGAACGCAGCCAGAGUGGAAGGGAACGCGAGGGACGGGAGCCGCGGGAGGGGCGGGAGCCACGGGAAGGACGGGAGAGGCGCGACGGCAAAGGGGGGAAGAACGUGCCUCCGACGCACAAGAUUCGCAACACGCCGCACCUGCCGCACGGAAAGGACGUUGAGCUCGCCCCGGCGACGCUCAUGCACUGGAGCUGCGCGCCGGUGUACGGGCACAUGCCGCUGCAUGGUCUGCGGGCGCAUAGUAUCACGCUGAUCGACAGCAUGGCGUGGCUCUUUGGCGGGUGCGAUGACAAGACGUGUUGGAAGGAUGUGUUCUGCUUUAACACAGAGACGAUGCAGUGGACGCACCCGAAUGUCACUGGGGUCGUACCCAAACCGUGUCGUGCGCACACCGCAACGCUCGUCGAUCGGAAACUGUUCGUGUUCGGAGGCGGCGAGAGCGCGGAUUACUACAACGACGUCUACGUGCUCGACACCGUUAUGCGAACAUGGUACCACCCGCUGGACAGCAGUAUCGCGGAGGCGGAACGACCCUGUGUCUUCCCCCCGCCGCGUCGCGCGCACACAUCCGUGCUAUACAAGAAUAAGCUCUGGAUCUUCGGAGGCGGCAACGGGAGCAUGGCGCUCAACGACGUGUGGACGCUCGAUCUCAGCGGCGGCAUCGACAACCUGCGCUGGGAACAGAUGGAGACGAGAGGAAAGAAGCCUUUACCUCGAGGCUAUCAUACCGCCAACCUGAUCGGGAACGUCAUGGUCAUUGUCGGGGGAAGUGACGGUCGGGAGUGUUUCUCCGACAUAUGGUGCCUUAACCUUGAUACCCUCUUGUGGAGCCUCGUCAAGCUCGGAGAGAACCACAAGCGACUCUCGCACAGUGCAACGCAGGUCGGUUCGUAUCUCUUCAUAUGCGGCGGGCACGACGGCGCGAACUUCAUGCAAGACCUGCUCCUCUUCAACCUUGUCUCGCUGCAGUACGAGCCUCGGCAGAUCGCCGGCAAGUGCCCCAGUGCGCGCGGAUAUCACGCCGCGUGCCUCGCCGACAGUCGUCUCUUCAUAUUCGGCGGCUUCAACGGAAACGAAGUGUUCGAGGACGUGCAUGUCCUCGACCUCGCCGGCGCGGCGUACCUUCCGCAGGUCACCAGCUUCCGCAUCGACGUCGAGUGAUCCUCUUACGUCUCCGCCCGUCCCUCCCUCCGCCCUUGCUAUCGCCCAUGGAGUUAUUGCAACCCUCCUUUCGUUCUUCACUCGACUCCCCGGGCCAGUACACGCUCGUGUCCCCCGCCCGUCUUGCUCCAUCUAUUCCCCCAUCUU
Messenger RNA from Trametes versicolor FP-101664 SS1, 1656 nucleotides. RefSeq names its product galactose oxidase. Gene Ontology annotation, molecular function: protein binding. Lineage: Eukaryota; Fungi; Basidiomycota; Agaricomycetes; Polyporales; Polyporaceae. The coding region runs from base 529 to 1509 and encodes 326 amino acids. The record is from RefSeq and is a predicted model, not a curated record. The transcript has 4 exons.